Messenger RNA from Syngnathus typhle (broad-nosed pipefish), 2707 nucleotides. RefSeq names its product mucin-5AC. The coding region runs from base 90 to 2045 and encodes 651 amino acids. The record is from RefSeq and is a predicted model, not a curated record. The transcript is spliced from 11 exons. Lineage: Eukaryota; Metazoa; Chordata; Actinopteri; Syngnathiformes; Syngnathidae.
GGGAGGUAGGCAGAUAGGUGGCAGUGUCUCGCACAAGCGCUCAUUCACUUCACCCGCAGCUGACGCCACAGCAGGCUGCCACAGUGACAAUGGCCGCAAGCACUUUUCAAACAUACACAGACCCGAUCGGUGUCUCGACACCACGUCUCGUCUUAGUCGCUCUACUUCUUCUCGCGAUGUCAGGAGUCACGUCCGGCGCCACUUCGCCCGUCUCCGGUACGGCCGCCUCCACGUCCAUAGGUACAAGCAUGCCCUCUGCCACCGCCUCGCCUUCCACAGGAGCAUCCGUGACGACCUCUCCACAGCCUCCCUCAAGCGCGCCUUUAUCCACAGCAGACACUACCAUGUCACGGUCGUCCUCACUUGCAGCUACCGCCUCUACAAGCGCGUCUUUAUCCACAGCAGCCGCUCCCAUGUCAUGGUCGUCGUCCUCCCCUGCAGCUAGCACCUCAUCGAGCGCACCUUUAUCCGCUGCAGCCACUACCAUGUCAUUGCCCUCCUCAUCUGCAGCUAGCACCUUAAGCUCACCUUUAUCCGCUGCAGCCACGACCAUGUCAUUGCCUUCCUCAUCUGCAGCUACCACCUUAAGCUCACCUUUAUCCGCUGCAGCCACGACCAUGCCAUCGUCCUCCUCCCCUGCAGCUAGCACCUCAUCAAGCGCGCCUUUAUCCACAGCAACCACUACCAUGUCAUUGCCUUCCUCCCCUGCAGCUACCACCUUAAGCUCACCUUUAUCCGCUGCAGCCACGACCAUGCCAUCGUCCUCCUCCCCUGCAGCUAGCACCUCAUCGAGCGCACCUUUAUCCACAGCAACCACCACCAUGUCAUGGUCGUCCUCACCUGCAGCUAGCACCUCGAGCGCACUAUUAUCCACAGCAGCCACUACCAUGUCAUGGUCGUCCUCGCCUGCACCUAUCCCCUCAUGGAGCGCACCUCUAUCCGCAGUCCCUGCGACCGGCAGCACGCUGGCAUCGUCCUCCGGAACAAGCGCUGCCGGUCCUACACACAUGAGCUCAGUUAGUGGUCCUAAUACAGGGACCACCUCUGCCUCCUCGACACCCACGUCCAUCUCCUCAAGUCCAAGUAGCGGCUCCGGGACACCGACGACGACGACAACGAUGAUGAUGUCCACCAGCAAAGCACCCAUGCCAACCACCACGCCAAUUUCCAGCACCACCCCAACCAUGGCAGCGAGUCCAAACAGUGGCUCCAUGAUGAUGUCCACCACCGAGACGUACCCGGCCACCACCAUGCCCAUGUCCGGCUCUCCAAACACUGGCUCUGGAAACGCCACCGUGAUGAUGACGUCCACCUCCACCGGGAGCAUGGCCAAUAUGACAAUGACAACCAUGGGCACGAUAUACUGCCCGGUCUUUUCGUGCAACUGCUCCGAAUGCAAGGCAAUGUACGCCAGUCAAAAUGCUACGCAGUGUGCCAGCGGCGAAUGGUGUCAGUUGUGGAAGACGGACGCGAUGUACUACACGGCUAACUGCAGCGCCCCCUGCAGUAGUGGCUGCGCCAACGCCACCGACGUCAACUGCGCCGUCGCCUGCUGCAACAGCACUGGCUGCCUUGCCGACACCUUUGCAUCCCUGAUGACGACCACCACGUCCGUGGCAGUCGCUCCGACCACCGCAUCCGUCACCGCGGCGAUGACCGUGGCCCCUACCGGUCAAGCUACGACAGCUAAAGGAAACAAAUGCCACCAAGGGACUUGCACCGGCGCUACCUGCUACAGCAGCUUCAGCAACACACUGGAGACAUGCUCCUCCACACAGCUGCAAUGCCAGUUGAGCCAGCAAACGGUCAACGGCGCCACGCAGUGGACCGCGGGCUGCACCACCACCUGCUCGGAGCAGACGCCGUGCAGGGGCGCCACGUCGCCUCCCUGCCACCUGGAGUGCUGCGACGCCGGCGCCGUGUCCUGCCUGCGGCUCAACGGGACACUUAACCACGUUUCCUCGGAUGCCGCGGGCGCUCGUCUACCCUCGGGAUGGAGCACGACGGCGAUGUGCCUCCUGCUGGCUUUGGGCCUCCUGUUGUGAGGAGGCCAAAUCCAUCCCCCUAGUCUAUGUUGCUGAUGUGUGGUUGUAGUUUACAAGAUGUUUGGUGACAUUUAAACACACACUUGUCCGUUUUUAGCACAUUUGAAGGUUCCGCACAAUUCGACAAAAGUAUUGAAAAGACAACAUGUUACGUUUGGUGAGGAAAAUGCAACAUGAAGCGCUUCCAAUGAUAUUUAGGGAAAUGUGCCUUACCAAUUGAGGUUGGAAUAAGUCUGCAUAAUCGAGAGAAUCAACAAAAUGAUUCAGUUGAGGUUUCAAAAGUGACCAUUUGGUCGAUUUCUUUCCUCAUUGUGUAGGCAUGUCUUGCCCUCGUCGUUUUCCCCCCACGAAAAUACUUUCUCUUCAUUUCUAUCGUUUAUAAAGCCAUGGCAAGAAUGACGUAGCUGUGACAAUAUAGUUCACAUUAUGAUGCACUUUAUGCAACACCAGCAGGGAACGGUUACAAAGUGUGGUCGCGAUGUUUGCGCAGAGGCAUUUCUUUCGUUACUUUUGGGUUGUUCUUAUCGCUGUUUGAAAUUCCCUUGCCAAUGUCUUAGUUGAGAUGACGUGUCGUUUUCAUGUCAAUUUGGAAAUCAAGUCAAGAGUUUUGUGUUGUAUCAAAUAUGGACAUUUCUGUUUGGAAAUAAAUCUUAUCAACCAUC